CUUAACGCUGGUUGCCAUAAAAAUGAUAAAACAGCCAUAAAACGGAAAAAAGAAGUAUCACACCCGCUCCACACCUGCCAUUUGCUCACUGGGUCAAGUUGCGCUCUGGGCUGGCAGGCCCGGGCGGGCCACAGAGAAACUCACUUUACCUAACAGCAAGCUUCAAAAUGUCCCGGUCGAAGCUAGAGAGACAUAAAGUUGGUUGUGAAAAUUGCCAAUUCUAAAGCGAAUGGACUGAGAAGUAUUUAUUCACUUUGCCAACUGCAACAAGUAAUAAACCGGUGUGUUUAUUGAGAAACAAAUGCAUUGCUGUGAUGAAAGAAUAUAACGUGAAGAGGCUUUACAAGUCAAAUCAUGGCUCGUUUUCUGCCAGUUUUGCAGAGGGCUUGGAGGAACGGAGAAGGAAAGUACAGGGACUGCCAGCAUCUUUUCAAUGGAGUCAAGUGGCCCUUGGUCGCUUUUGCACGGAACAAGAGAGAGCCAUGAUAGUAUCCCUGCAUGUAGCCUGGACACUAACCAGAGAGAAGAGGCCUUUUACCGAGGUGGAAACCGUUAGAGAUUGCAUGCUUGCUGUCAUUGAUGAAAUGGUUGUUGAUGAAAUAGUUAAGGAAAGCGUCACUUCAACCAUUAAAAAAGUACCUCUCUCGGACACAUCAUUCUUCGCAGAGUGGAACUACUUGCAAAGGAUGUCUCAAGAAAGCUUUUGGAAAACCUUCAAAAAGCAGAGGUGAUGUCUAUCGCUGUCGACGAAUCAACUGAUCGUACCGACAUGGCCCAGCUAUGCAUCUAUGUCAGGUUUUUCAACGGAGCGUGCUUUUGGGAAGAACCUCUGGAACUUAUUCCAUUGGAGGGACACACUACAGAUUUCUACCACAAACUGGUGUCAGAAGUGGGAUCGCUCGACUGAGGGUGUCUGGACUCGGAGUCGAAGGAGGCCGAUCAUCCUGAAGCCAAAUCUUCAGCCUCAACCUCGCCACAAGGACGGUGUGUCAAAAUGCAGGAUUCUGAAUUCAACUGGGUGCUGCCCAGGAGACGCCUCAACCCGCCACAACAACAAGAUGAACCAGCAGCCCAAGCUCAUCAGACGCCUGAUCCACGGCCAAGAGCUACACCACCAUAUAACUCUAACCUUCCCCCAUCUCAUGUUCCCCUCAUCUACCCUGAUACAUCUGGCUUACGACAACUUUUGGAUGAGGCCACAGCAACAACAAAUCAACAGGACAAAGCUGCCUCCCCUUCUCAUACCAGGUCUGGUCUGGUAUUCAAAAGAUCUCAAAAUCCAACCAUCGUCCCUGUGCUUUCAUUCAUCACCCCCCAUCUACAGUGAGACCUGACACAGAUGGAAACGUGGACCGGAUCCUGAAUCUCCCCAUGAUGGAGAGAGUUUCACCCAACAACUUCUGAACUGAGAUGGCUCCUGAUGGUAAAGAUGGGCAAUAAUUGGGCAAAGAUCUCAGCAGGAUAUCCAGAGAAUGAUAUGACACUGGCUAACCCCGACUGGGUGCAUAAUGACAACGCAGCCUAUAGAGUACACAUCACAGAUCUCUGUGAGCACAUCAAAGCAGCAUUCACUAUGAGAUUGGACAUGAGCAAAAUCUCCUCAUGUAAACAAGAUGAUGAGAGUGUUCACAACUAUCUCACUCGUCUGACAGAAGUUCACAACACACACAGCGGGCUGACACCUACAGCUGACCUGAAUGAUAAUGCUAUUACAGCAUGGGAAGUACAUUUGAGAAACAGCUUCCUGAAUGGACUGGAACCUGAUAUUUCCUACAUAGUGAAACGUAUAUUCAUCACCUGGGACUAAACGCAAAUUAAGCCUCAUUGAAGCACAUGCUGUGCACGCUGAGAAAAUCCUCAAAGAAAGCCAAGUGAGGAAAGGAGAAAAGAAAGAGAAAGAUCUGCACAUUGCUGCAUUGACUAUGUUCCAAGGACAUGCCAGAGGGCGCAGACACAGCCGUGGCAGAGGCGGACUUAGAGGUGGCUGUAGAGGAUGACACACAACUGAUCCAGAUUCUUGUUUUCAUUGUGGUGAGAGAGGACACUAGGCCAAAGACUGCGUAAAGAAAAAUCCAACUUUCAAGCACAAGGCCGAUUGACUCGGGGCGGCAGCUCAGGAGGGGGAGGAAUCAGCACCUUUAACUUUGACCACACUGACACACGAUGAGAGACAACCUACACAUCAGACAGGUGAUUGCACCAUGCACACACAUAUGCACACACUGAUUGAUGAUGCCAUAGCUCAGUUAGAGAAGAAGCAGGAAACAGCAAACACACAGCAUGUAGGCACAUAUGCUAAAUACUCAACUGAUGCUUAUGCAGGCAUGCCGACACACACACUUCUUGUACAUGGUAAGCAUGUAACAUUUCUUGUUGAUUCUGGUGCAACACAAUCUGUUAUUAGAGCUGACACUUUUUUAACACCUCCAAAGAUGAGCGGAAGAUACAUGAAGUCUGUAGGGGCGUCAGGUGACACAGUUCUGGAAAAAUACAGAUUUCCAUUAUCAUGCACUGAUGAUGUUACAGGCAAAUUUAAGCAUUCAUUAUUGUUGUCAAACUGUUGUCCAAUCAAUCUAAUGGGAAGAGAUGUAAUGUGUUUCUUGGGUAUUUGUCUUGUUUCAACAUCAAAAGGGGUUAUUGUUAUUCGAACAAGUGAACUUGAGUUCCCUGACACUCACGUAUUUGUGAAAUACAGCCCUGACACACUGCUUUAUGUGUAUGAACGCAAGCUCUGCACAUCAGCUGUGACUUCCGUAAACACUGCUGAUGUUGAGAGUUCAUGCACACUCACAUUCAACAUAGACACAGACUACAUGCAACCACAAGACCUACACUGCACUGCACACAUACAUGAAGGGGGAGAUGCAGAGUUUGAGAAAAGAUGGUUCAAAGAUGGUUGUCUGAGCGAAAAGCUAACAUUAAGUAACAUGUUUUGGAAUAAACACAGAUAUGCCGUUUCAGUGACCUUGCCUGAACAAACAAAACCAAAGCAAAUUGAUGAAUCUUCACCAUAUUUCUCUUUCAGUGAUUCAGGUUCCAAUUCUCUUUUUGACAUUCCUGUUUCAUAUCCACACGUGUCAAACACAGGGAAGGAAAAUGGCAAGAUUUGGGUCCAUGGGUGAGUCAGUGUGUUAGUGCACAAAUGUGGGAGUCAAAAUCUGAUCCUUAUGUUCAAUAUAAUCCUGUUUUGAAGGUUUAUCGACAAAAAUACACCUCUGUUGUUCACACACUCAGAUCUGUUCAGCUGAUACCAGACACAACACACAUCUGCAUAUAUGCAUGACACCUGUGAUGUCAUAAACAGCCCAGCCCUACAGGAAGUCCCAAAGACUCUGUGGGCCCAAGGCAAAAAUGAUGUUCGUCUGAUUAAAGGAAUGCAGCCAGUUGUGAUAACACCAAAAUCUGAUUACAGGCCCUGCCAACCACAAUAUCCUCUCAAAAAAUAAGCGGUUGAGGGCGUUACACCAGUCUUUAAUGCUUUAUUAAAGGCAGGUGUAAUCAUUCCUUGUGAAAAUUCUCCUGUGCGCACACCAAUCUUCCCAGUGAAAAAAAUCAGGGAUGAAGGACAGCUAGGUGAAUGGCGUUUUUUACAAGACUUGCAAAGUGUGAAUGAUGCUGUACAACAAUGUGCUCCAAAUGUCCCUAACCCAUAUACUAUUCUUUCUCAGGUGCCGCCUGAAAUUAAAUGGUUUUCAGUGGUCGAUUUGGCGAACGCAUUUUCAGUGUUCCAGUCCAUCCAGAGAAGGGUUUUGUGAAUCACCUACCAUCUACAGCGUUGCGUUGAAAGAAAGUUUGAGCUCAUUAAAACUGUCACCAGGAAGUGCACUGUUGCAAUAUAUUGAUGAUUUCAUGAUCUGUGCUCCAACUCAAGCUCAGUGUGAAAAAGACACAAUUGCACUGUUGAAACAUUUGGAUAAAGAAGGUCAUAAAGUUACCCUGUCAAAAUUGCAUUUUGUACAACAAGAAGUGACAUUUUUGGGUCAUGUGAUCACAUCAGAGGGCAAAUCCCUCUCCCCAAAAAGAAUAAAAGCAAUCCAAAACAUUCCACGACCAAUUACAAAGAAACAAGUCAUGUCUUCUUUAGGAAUGUGUUCUUAUUGCAGAUCAUUCAUUCCCAACUAUGCUGUCCUCGAGGUGCCCCUGAGCGCAAUCUCACACGGGCGAGGCCUGCAGGCACCACAGUAAGGUGACAUGGACUGCUGAACCAGAAAAAGCAUUUGUUGAUUUGAAACUUGCUCUCCAAACGACUCAGACUCUUGGAUUACCUGAUCCAAGUCAACCUUUCACCUAGACUGUUGACAAAAAUGGAGGAUGCAUGACUUUAGUGCUGCUCCAGGACCAUGGAGGCAGACAGAGACCUGUAGCUUACUUUUCAAACUUGACCCUGUAGCUGCAGGACUUCCUACAUGUCUGAGAGCUGUUGCGGCUGCAGAAAAAGCUGUGAUGGCUUCCAGAGACAUAGUGGGGUACUCUGACCUAACUUUGCUCAUUCCACAUGCUGUUUCAUUGAUUUUGCUCGAACAGAAAACAUCUCAUCUGUCUGCAGCAAGAUGGCUCCGUUACAACACUGUGUUGCUUGAAAUGCCUAACAUCACUGUGAAAAGAUGUAAUGUUCUUAAUCCUGCAACUCUUCUCCCCACAGAAGGUGAUGGAGAAGAACACAACUGUGUUGCCACAAUAAGUUUGUGCCACAAACAACAUUGGUAUUGGUAUUCAAACACCACAAGCAGCACACCCUCCACCAGAAAAAAAACAUUUGAUCACUUACAGAUGGAUUUCAUUGAACUAACACCAAGUGGAGGAAAGAAAUAUUGUCUGGUAAUUAUUGACAUGUUUUCCAAAUGGAUCGAAGUUUUCCCAUAGCAAAACAAGACACUGGUGCUGUUGCUAAAGCUCUUAUCAUUGUCAGGAAUUCCGGGAAGAAUUAGCAGUGAUAAUGGAACACCGUUUGUCUGUGCUGAUCUAAAACAAGUUGGUGAAUAUUUUGGCAUUGACAUGAGACAGCAUUGUGCUUAUCAUCCAGCCAGUGGUGGUGCUGUUGAGCGAGAGAAUGGAACCUUAAAAAAUAAAUUGGCAAAAGGAAACAGGCUUGUCUUGGACAAAGACACUCCCAAUUGUUCUUAUGCAAAUGAGAGCUAGGGUCAGACCAAAAUACGGCCUUAGUCCAUUUGAAAUCCUGUUUGGGUGAGCAGCCAACACAGGCAUUGGACCUGUCAAAAGACAAUUACCGUCCACAGUCCACUGUGAAGAUGAAAUGCUUCGUUACUGUGCUAACUUAUCCUCUUUUCUAUCUAACAUACACAACCAGGUGAAAGAAGCACUACCAACUCUUGUCACAGGACCUCUUCAUGACCUGCAGCCUGGUGACAGGAUAGUAUUGAAAGACUUGAGAAGAAAGGCUUGGCGCUCUAAGCGGUAGACGGGCCCAUUCCAGGUGCUGUUGACCACACAGAUGGCAGUAAAGGUCACUGAAAGAGUCACCUGGAUCCAUGCCAGCCACUGCAAAAGAGUUCCACCUCCACCAGAGACACCUACAACAGAGUAAGUCACCACGGCGCGAUUGAAGACUCUACGAGAGUGUAGGUGGAUUGCUGCUCUCAGGUGACCAACACAAAGACAUCCAUUCACACACCAGGAAGAGAAGUAGAAGUUACAGUAUUGGCAUACUGUCCGACAAGAGCGGGCCAGGCUCCAACUAAGUGAUGUGCUGAGUGAAUCUCAGUGUCACCAUCGUGGGAUCAAUGAUGGAACCCGAACGACGGCCAUGGCAUCCAUUCAGAUGUCCUGGAUGGUGUGGUUUGCGAGGUUCAAUGUGUUCUCUUUUUGUGAUUUAAUUGUUCUCUUAAUUGUGAUUCCAAUCAGCUUCAAUUUAGACAGUCAACAUGCACAAACAAAUACCGAUACAACACCAGGGCCACAACCAGCUAAUGUUACCACAUUGUCGCUUAAAAGCAACCAACGUUUUGCAUACAAAACUCCUUUUGACCACCCUGACUUUAUGAAAAACAAUGCCUGGUUGAUGUACACUAACUACACCACACGACAGCAUGCUAACCACUCUUGUUUGUUCUGUAUGCCAGCCCGCCCUGAGCUAAUGAUCAUGUCAACUCCACACACCCCACAAACAUCCUGAUACUGUUUCCCACACUCCUUGUCUAUAAAAAGCAUGUACACUUUGUAUUUGAUUAUCAGUCUGCAAUUACACUUUGUUGUGACUGUACACUGAUCCCUUGCAAGGUUCUCAUUAAAAGACAUUAAGACAACUUGGUCAUUGUCAGCUUUUUAUUUUUCAGAUUUCCACCACACUCGUGACCCAUUUUCCAUCAAACCAGAGGCAGACUUCUGUGUAAAAUCAAAAGAGGUAAUGUCUUGUAUUGAUGAGAACAUCUUUCAAAUGGAAUUGGUUGAUGUGCAGUCCUCCUUUGCUUUAAAACAGCACUUGCAGUCUGAGGGUGCAGUGGACUUUUGGUCUAAGCAUGUUAGCCAAUAUCAGUACCCCACAAUAAGGAAAGUGGCCUUGCUAAUACUGACAAUGUUUGGAUCCACUUACACUUGUGAGUCUAGUUUUCUCGUAUGAAUGCCAUCAAAACAAGGGCACGUUGUUCCAUGACCAAUGAGAAGUUGCAUGAGUGUCUCAGGAUUGCCCUUACUACUUAUGAGCCAAACUAUGUUGAAAUAGCGAAAUCAAAGCAGUGUAAUUUCUCUCAUUGACUCAAACGACUCAAAAUGACAGAAGUCUGAUUUGUAUGGUGGUUCUGUAGUAGUAAAUCACCUGAUUGAGGCAUUUAAUGCCAUCUUAGUGAAAAUGCAAAGACUACAGAUCUGUUUUAUGAUGAUUCAAACAGGCCAACUUAUUGUUAGUCUUGAUACUGUUCAACUGUUUUCACCCUUAACAAAUAUGGAUAUGGACCUGCUAUAAGCACCAUAUGUCUGCUUGGAAUUGUUUUUGAUAGUACCAUGAACAGGCCCAUUUAUUAUUAGUCUGAUGGCUACUGUUUUACUAUGUUCAUCUUGCAUUUAGCAUUUAAGGAUAUGGACCUGUUUUAAAAGCUCCUUAUGUAUGCUUGGAAGUGUUGUUGAGGAUGUUAUAAACAGGCCUACUUACUGUUAGCCUGAUGGAUACUGUUUUACUAUAUUCAUCUUGUUUUCUACAUUUGUGGAUAUGGACCUGUCAGAAAAACACCUCAUGUCUCCUUGGUUUUUAAAUUGUUACUCUUUGCACUUCUGUUUCAAGCUUUGUAACCAUAGCUUUCCUACUUUUUGUAUAGACUGGCUGCUGUCUGGAAUUGAUUGUAAUGAUACAAUUAAAGUGAAAGAAAAGG
This is a messenger RNA of Thunnus maccoyii (southern bluefin tuna), 7322 nucleotides long. RefSeq lists its product as uncharacterized. Bases 2202 to 3122 code for a protein of 306 amino acids. Gene Ontology annotation, biological process: proteolysis. Lineage: Eukaryota; Metazoa; Chordata; Actinopteri; Scombriformes; Scombridae. The transcript is spliced from 4 exons. The record is from RefSeq and is a predicted model, not a curated record. Gene Ontology annotation, molecular function: aspartic-type endopeptidase activity.